This is a messenger RNA of Effrenium voratum, 6779 nucleotides long. The record is from the annotation of a GenBank genome assembly. Lineage: Eukaryota; Dinophyceae; Suessiales; Symbiodiniaceae.
GCCGUGUCCCCCGAGCAGAUGGGUGACUUUCCUUAGAAAAAGACGCCAUGGAGCGCUACUGGGUGUCACACCCUCAGGAAGUUUUCGUGCCCUGCACCUGCGAAGCAGACGGGGACCAGGUCCGCUUCUUGGAGUUGGACACCGGCCGCGCAGUGCCAACUGCUGCCAACCAGCCGCUGGCGUCGCUGCCAAAGGUGCACGAAGCGCAGCUGCAGGGGGCGGGCAAUGUUUGCGAGCUGGUGGUGGUGGACAAUGCCGCGGUGCUGCACACCGUGCGCACGAGAUACCGGCGCUCGGACAUCUAUACGUUUGUGUCCAAGAUGCUGAUCGCGGUGAACCCAUUCAAGGAGCUGGACGUGUACUCCAAGGAGAAGUUGCAGGAAUACCUCGGGGCUCAGAGCGUCAUGGACCUGCCGCCCCAUAUCUACGCCCUGGGCCGGCAUGCGGACCAGGGCCUGCAGCAGAACCGCAGGAGCCAGGUUGUGCUCAUCAGCGGAGAAUCUGGCGCUGGCAAGACGGAGUCUGCCAAGUUGGUGAUGUCCUACAUCUCCGAGGCGCUGGGCAGUUCCAGGCAUAGCUGGCGCAGGGCCAGCACUAGAUACUCCAUCAGUGCGGAGAAGAACAUGACGGAGCGCAGGAAGAGCCGGUACCUGGUGACGGAGAUGGAACAGGGGAAGGCCAGCAUCCAGGACAAGAUCAUUCAGACCAAUCCGAUUUUGGAAGCUUUUGGCAACGCCAUGACUGUCCGGAACAAUAACUCAUCUCGCUUCGGCAAAUGGACACAGAUGAUGAUCUCCGGCAAGCACACCAUCGAGGGCUGUUCGGUGACCGACUACCUCCUGGAAGUGACGCGGGUGUGCAGCCGAGGCGACAAGGAGCGGAACUACCACAUCUUCUUCCAGCUCCUUCAGGCGCGGUCGGAGGAGGAUCUCAAGGACCUGGCCAUCCGAGCGCCCAAGGACUACAGCUACAUCGCGGGCAGCCAAGUCCAGGCCCCGGGCAUCGACGACGCGCGGUGCUUCCUGGAGCUGAAAGAGGCCUUCAGGGCCCUGGACUUCGAGCCGGAGGUCCAGAAGGACAUCUUCCAGGUGGUGGUGGCGAUCCUGGAGCUGGGGAACCUAGAGUUCCAGGGGGAGGAGGCGGAGCUGAAGAGUUCCCCCGACGUCGUGGCCAAGGCUGCGCAGAUGCUGGCCAUCGCCCCUGAUGCGCUGAGCAGCAUGUUGCUCAGGCAGCGGCGGAAGGUGGGCCCGGAGGUGGUGGAGUCCAAGCGGAGCACCGCGCAGGCAAAGGCAACGAGGGACACCUUCGCCAGGAUGCUGUACGGCCGGACCUUCAAGUGGCUCAUCGAGAAGUUGAACUCGAGGCUCUUGCAGAACGCCACCAGCGAGGUCUUCUUCGGUGUCUUGGACAUCGCAGGCUUCGAGAGCUUUGAGCACAACAGCCUCGAGCAGCUGUUCAUCAACCUCAGCAACGAGAUUUUGCAGAAGCACUUCAACGAGCACUUCUUCACCAUGGAGCUUCAGGAGUACGAGGCGGAGGGCAUCUCGGUUGGGGUGGACGUGAAGUACCAGGACAACACCGACAUUGUGAGCCUCAUCAACGCCAAGGGGGGCAUCUUGUCGAUCCUGGACGACGAGGCGCUGAUCCCCAAGACGACGGACCAGACCUUUGCGUCCAAAGUGACCAAGGCCCACGGCAGCCAUCCGCGGAUGGUGAAGAGCAAGAUGGGGGGCGACGUGAAGUUUGGCAUCAAGCACUUCGCCGGGGAGGUGACCUAUGGGGUGGCCGGAUUCUUGGAGAAGAACGUGGCGAAGCUGCCUGAGGAGGCUGCGACUCUGCUGGCCUCCUCCUCCUCGCCCGUUCUGCAGGAGAUCGGGAAGAAGGUGAUGGAGGAGGCGGAGUCUGAGAAGAACAGCCGGGGGCGGAAGGCGAAGACAGUGAGCUCAGGCUUCCGGCAGUCUUUGGAGGACCUGAUGAAGACGGUGGAGUCGGCGGAGCCACACUUCAUCCGGUGCUUGAAGCCUAACGCGGCCAAGGCGCCGGACAACUUCGAGUCCAAGUACACCUACGAGCAGAUGCUCUACAGCGGCAUCUUCGAGGCGGUGCGGAUCCGGCAGAGCGGCUUCCCCAUGCGGUUACCCCACGCCGAGUUCCUGGAGCGCUACAAGCGCCUGCUGCCGGUGGACCAGUGGCACCUGCUGGUGGGCAAGGAUCAGGUCCCUUUUGAGGAGAAGCUCCAGCUGGUGCUUGUGGCGUGCAAAGCGAGCGAGGAGGAGAAGUCGGGGCUAGUGCUGGGCAAGAGUAAGGUCUUUGGGCGAGCGACUACCAUGAACCAUUUGGAGGAGCUGAGACACCAGGCACUAGAGCUGGAGAAGCAACAGCAGCAAGCGGCCCGUGAGGAGCUGGCGGCUGCCAUCAAGGGCCGGGAUCUGCAAGCCCUCAAGGCGGCCAUGGUGCGAGGCGAGGUGCUAAACCUGGAGGGCCAGCUGAUGAAGGAGGCAGAGGCGGCCCUGGAGCUCGAGGAGAAGCGCGCCCAGGUGGUGAAAGACCUGGAGGAGGCCAUCGAGCUGUGCGAGGUGCCGCGGCUGCGAGCCUGCAUCAAGCGGGCCGAGGAGUUUCAGCUGACGCACCCCGAGGACACGGCGCUGGUGCAGAAGGCCAUCACCACCAUGCAGCGGGAGCUGUGGCCGCAGGCGCGGCAGGGCCUCGCCGCGGCGCUGCGGAGCCGGGAGGUGGGCCAGCUGCGGGAGGCACUCCGCGAGGCGGAGCUCAUCAACAUGGCCCCGGAGGAGAUGCAGCCGGCGAGGCAGGCGCUGGAGGAGGAAGAGCACAAGGCAGCGGCCCGGGAGCUGCUGGCGGAGGCCAAGCAGGGCUCGCCGGAUGCGGCGAAGCUGCAGCAGGCCAUCGCGCAGGCCGAGAAGGCCGGCCUCAGCGAGGCCGAGGUGACGGAGGCGCGGGAGAUCUUGGCGCUGGAGCUGCGCCGGGCAGCGGCGAGGGCGGCGCUGCAGAGCGCCACCAAGAGCCGCAAGGUGCAGGCGUUGCAAGCCGCCCUCCAGGAGGCGGAAGACUGCCAUCUGAACAGCCCCGAGAUCUACGAGGCCAAGCGGACCCUCGCGGAUGAGCAGUCCAAGGGUCAGGCCCGGCACGGGCUGGAGCAGGCGGUGCGCAGCCGGGACCUGACGGAGCUGCGGGCUGCCCUGCGCCAGGCGCAGGCGAGCGGCCUGGAGGAGACAGAACUGCAGAGGGCCCGCAUGGUGGAGAAGCAGGAGGAGAUCAAGCUGGAGGCCCUGCGUGCCCUAGAGCAGGCCAUAAAGAGCCGCGACAUCGAGGAGCUGAAGGCCGCCUUGCACCAGGGCCAGUCGAGCCUAGAUGUGGCGCAGAUGAAGGCGGCCAAGAAGGUGCUGGAGGAAGAGCAGACCAAGGUGGCGGCCCAGGCAGUGCUGGAGCGCGCCACCCAGCGCCGCGAGAUCACAGCGCUGAAGAAGGCCAUUGCCGACGGCCUGGCGGCGGGCCUGGAGGAUUCGCUGGAGAUGCAGAAGGCCCAGGAAACCCUGGCGGCGGAGGAGCGCAAGGUGGCCGGCAAGGAGAAGCUGACAGAGGCGGUGCAGCAGCUCAGCUUCGAGACCAUGGAGACCUUGCGCUGCGCCAUCGAGGAGGCGGAGGCCUCCGAGGUGCACCCCAUGUUGAUCACCUCGGCCAAGACCAAACUGGACGUGCUGGAGCGGCAGCGGCGCGCCCUGGCGGCGCUGCAGGACGCCCUGGACUUCGGGCAUCCCGACGUGGAGCUGUUGGCCCAGGCCAUCGCUGAGGCGGAGAGCGCGGGGCUGCAGCGGGAGGAAGACCUGGUCCGGGCACGAAAGGUGCAUGCGGAGGAGAAGCGGCGGGCGAAGGCGCGGCAGACCCUCUUCAGCGCGGUGCAGAGCCGCCAGGUGGAGGAGCUGCUGAAAGCCCUGGAGGAAGCCAAGGCCUGUGGCAUCGAGGAGGACUUGCUGGAGGAGGGCCAGGACAUCCUCGCCACGGAGGAGCGCAAGACGGCGGCCCUGCAGGGCCUGGCGUCCGCCUGCUGGAGCCGCGGCAUCCGGGAGCUGCAGUCGGCCCUGCGGGUGGCGGAGGACGCCGGGGUGCCGGAGGCGGAGAUGUUCGAGGCACGGCAGGUGCUGGGUGUGGAGGAGCGCAAGGAGGAGGCGAAGAGCGCUCUGGAGGAGGCGGCACGGAGCCGAGACGUGGAGAAGUUGCUGGAAGCGCUGGAGGAGGCGGAGGGAUGCGGAUUGGCGCCAAAGGAGCUGGAGGCGGCCCGGCGCGUGCUGGCGGAGGAGCGGCGCAAGGCCGCGGCCCUUGAGGUGCUGGAGGCGGCCAUCCGGGGCUGCGAGGAGAAGGAGCUGGAAGCGGCGAUUUGCCAGGCCGAGCAGGCCAACCUGGAUGCCACUGAGCUGGACACGGCCAAGAGCUUGCUGGAAAACGAGCGGCAGAAGACUUUGGCGCGGCAGGGACUGAAGGAGGCCUUGCAACUGCAGAGGCCCCAGCUGCUGCGGGAGGCGCUGCAGCGCGGGGCGCAGCUGGGGCUCGGCUUGGAGGAGCUGGCGCCGGCGCAGGAGGCCUUGCGAGCAGAGGAGCGGCGUGAGGCGGCGCGGGAGGCUUUGCGGGAGGCCGCCGAGGCGGCGGUGCCGAACUUGCAGCGGUUGUCGGAGGCCCUGGAGGAGGCCGCCGGCUGCGGGCUGCCGGAGCAGGAGCUGGCGCCCGCGAAGGAACGGCUGGUGGCGGCCCAGCAGAUCGCCACAGCCCGAGCGGCCCUGGCGAGUGCAGUUCGCAGCCAGAGCCCUGCCGAGCUGGCGGCGGCCCUUCAGCUUGGCAGCGCCUGCGGCCUCAGCUCGGAGGAGCUGGCGCCUGUGCAGGGUGCUUUGGCGGAGGCGCGGCUUCGGAGCGCUCGGCAGUCGCUGCAGAAGGCGAAGGCCGACAAGGACGUGGGGGCGCUCUUCCGCGCGGUGGCGGAGGCGGAGGCGGCGGGGCUGGACCCCCUGGAGUUGGAGGAGGCCAAGGAAUCCCUGGACGCCGUGGCAGGAGCUGCCACGGAGGAGGCCCAGCUGCGGCUGGGCCGGGGCUUUCUGCUGGCGCCGCACCCGGAGCUGUCCUUCGAGGUGGCGCGCCAGGCGCUGCACGCGGAGGGCUACGGAGGAUUCGACUGGAAGGUCCGCGAGAGCGUGGCCUUCAGCACUGUGGCAGUGGGCCAAGAGCUGCAGAGCGCCUUGGAGCGCGCCUGGUUCGGGAAGAAGGCGAGCAUCCUGGAGGAGCUGUGCGAAAACCUCCGGAGUUGCCAGGUGUCUGCCACCGGGAAGAUGUUCAAAGCCGAUCAGCUGGACAAGAAGGUCUUGUUCAAGCUGGGCUACGACCUGAAGUGCCAAAAGUCCUUCGACGCGCCCUGGGCUAGCUUCCCCAUCGCGCUGGCCAGCAUGCUGCUCUACACCCAGCAGGACGUGGACACGGACCGCACGAUGCUGUUCCCUGACUGCCCCUCUUCUGCUGUGGGUCCUAGGCUCUUCGCAGAGAGGAAGGAGGCCUACGACUCCUACCGCCGGCGUGUGGCCCCGCGGAAUUCCAUGGUGAGCCAAGAGGUGAGCCGUGUGGCCACCAGCGCGCUGCACGCGGCGCUCCGCGCGGGCCUGCGCCAGGCGCCAGACCCGGCGGCUGAGCAGCCGCUGCAGAAGUGGGUGAAGACCGCCUGCCUGCUGAGCUCGUGCCGGCAGACGCUGGAGGAGCCCAAGGUGCUGACGCGAAUGUUGAUGAACCUUUCGGACAGAGGCGUGCAAGAGCUGAAGAAGAAACACAAGGAGGACCUCAUGGUGUGCCCGCAGGUGCUGAGCACUUCCGCGGAGCCUUCGUGCGUGGAGAAGUACCUCUCGCUGGGCGCGGCCAACUUGGAGCACCACGCCAUCCUCACCAUCCGCAACGUCACGGAGUGCCUGGACCUGUCGGGCCUCAGCCAGUACCCAGAGGAGCGAGAGGUUCUGCUGCCCUUCCUGUCUGUGCUGAAGGUGCAGGAGGUGAGCUUCAAAUCGGGGGAGCCCAUCCGCGUGAUCUGCAGCUUCCACGGCUCCAUGCUGAGCCCGCGCCUGAAAGCCGCCUGCCUGUCGGACCUGGCCAUGGCCUCCUAUGAGCUGGUGCAGGCCCUGGAUUUCGAAGCGAGUCCGGGCACCACGCUUGAGGUUGCUAAACUACCAAGCCCAAAGUCCGGGGAGAGCGAGGUGGGUCAGUACAACAGCAAGACCUUCCAGUCCUUGCUGCAGGUCUUCGAGGCGAUCGACCGGCGAGGUGCCUGGAUGAUCAGUCAUGCUGACUACAUCUGGGCGCAGGACACGCUGGCACGGAGCUUCGGCGCCAAGCGGGUGCUGCGGAAGCUGGCGGGCUUCUUUGCCAAGAGCCAAGCGGACCUCACGCUGCAGAGGUACUUCAUGCUCACGAUGCCCGGUGCCACGGAUGCCCAGCUGGACCGAGCUUUCCGUUGGGCGGGGCGGCAGCUGCGUGCCGCCGAGCGCAGCCGCCGCACGGCCGAAAGCGCGCUGCCCGGGGCGGCGAUCGCCUCGCCCAUGUUCUCCCCAGAGUCCCCGGCGGACGGAACGGCCACUGGGUCGCCGGUGUUUGCCUGGCGGUGAGGCCGCGGGCAUGGCGGAUUCUUGGGGCGCGCGCCCGGCGCGCGCAAACCGUUUAACGCUGGGCGCUCUAGACACCUUGGCUGGUGCUUAGAGACGAGCGCGGAAGGAAGCUGCAGGCUUGGUUGCUUCAUG